UCCACCGUGAGGGAUGUGUCGCGGUGAAGCAAUACUGAUAUAAUGGACUAGGUUCCAUUUCCUGAACCUGAAGCCGAGCGUGACGAGGUGAGAAAGGAAAGAUUAGUAUCAGGGUCCAGGUCGCGCAUCGCGGUUAAGCUGGCGGCGGCCCGGGUCCGGCUAGGGAGCGGAUAAGGAUGAGCUCGACACAAGCACAGUCGCCUCAAAGCAUCCUUUGCUGUUGGUAAUUUACCACCACUAGCAGUGCUGUGAUACUUGUCGCUGCUGCUUGCUUCUCCGGUCUACAAAGACCUCAGCUUUCCCACUUCCACUUCUUUCUUCCAAAGCUUCGCCUUCCUUCUCCUCUCGUCUUCCCUCCCCUCUCCUCUCUCUCUCUCUCCACGUUCUUCCUGCUCUGCACUUUGCUGUUUUGGUUGAGGAUCGGGAAUGGUAAUAGACGAUGAAUCGCCGCUCAGAGUCAAUACCAGAGGCGGCGCCAUGGGAGGAGGGGAGUGCGACGGGGCGGAGAACCAGCGGUGGCCGCCGUGGCUCAAGCCGUUGCUGGCGACGAGCUUCUUCGGUCAAUGCAAGCUGCACGCGGACGCGCACAAGAGCGAGUGCAACAUGUACUGCCUCGACUGCGUGAACGGAGCGCUCUGCUCCCAGUGCCUUUCCUACCACCGCGACCACCACGCCAUCCAGAUACGGAGGUCCUCCUACCACGACGUGAUCCGGGUGUCGGAGAUACAGAAGGUGCUGGACAUCACCGGCGUGCAGACCUACAUCAUCAACAGCGCGCGCGUCGUGUUCCUGAACGAGCGCCCGCAGCCGAGGCCCGGCAAGGGAGUUACCAACACCUGCGAGGUCUGCGAGCGCAGCCUCCUCGACACCUUCCGCUUCUGCUCCCUCGGCUGCAAGAUCGUAGGAACCUCGGGCGACUACCGCAUCCGGAAGAAGCACGCCAGCAUCAAGAAGAAGAAGAGGCCGCAUAAGGGCGCGGUGGCGGCGUCGGACUCGGAGGACUCGUCGACGAGCGUCAGCGGCGGGAGCGACAAGAGCAGCGUGGUGCAGAGCUUCACCCCGUCGACCCCGCCGGCGACCGCCAACAGCUACCGCACGGGCAAGCGGCGCAAGGGCGUCCCGCACCGGUCGCCGUUCGGCAGCCUCAUGGUGGAGUUCUAGAGCAGAGCAAUGCGCCAAGGGCGAUCGCACGCGCCCUCGCCAAAAACUGCGGUACCACUGUAGCAAUGCACACCUCUACAUUACAUACCAUCUAUAGCUGUUGGAUCGAUCGAUCGAUAUAUCAUAUAUACAUAGCUAGCCAUAGGAGCAAAGCAAUAACGAGGCCCCAUUGCACGCCUGCGCUUCUGGACGAGGAGGCCGGUGCAGUGCGGGACGGUCAUUUCCAUAGUUGCACGCAGUUACUGUGCUAGUAACAACGGUUUGGGUUUGGGGUCUCUGAAAGAGAGUACCGUAGUAGAGGUAGUUACUCUUCUCCUCAGAACUACUAAGUUUUGCAAGUUUCUUUAUAGGGGUUUUAAGUUACCAGUGCUUGAUAUAGUAGUAGAUGUAAAUAUACGUAUACUGUCACAGAUGGGGAAUGGUAGGAGUGUAGCUCCGGUGUUCACAUUCGUACUUGCCUUGCCUGUAAUAAAGGAUAAGAAUGCUGCUCCUGAUGGCCUUCAAUAUCAUGGUUGUUUGCUUGCUUGA
Messenger RNA from Phragmites australis (common reed), 1689 nucleotides. RefSeq names its product protein RGF1 INDUCIBLE TRANSCRIPTION FACTOR 1-like. The coding region runs from base 427 to 1161 and encodes 244 amino acids. NCBI's taxonomy places the organism in Eukaryota, Viridiplantae, Streptophyta, Magnoliopsida, Poales, Poaceae. The record is from RefSeq and is a predicted model, not a curated record. The transcript is spliced from 4 exons.